AUGGAGUUUGAAGUUUCAGACUGCUCAGAUAUGAGCUCCUUAGCCUCGUCUCCACGAUCUUCACCGGAGCCAGCAGCUCGGUACCUGACGCCGUCCUCCCAGGAGGGUGAGGAUUCUACGCGCCAAGACUGUCCUCCCGCGAAAAAGAGGAGACGCAACCCCCUACCCAAGGAGCGCACCACCCAGUAUCUCAAGCUAUCCGAAUCAUCCGAGAGCCAAAAGGACCAGGCCAGAUUACUUGUCGAAACCCUCCGUCACCAAAAGGAUAUUGUCGUGAUCGCCGGAGCUGGCAUCUCCACUUCCGCGGGUAUUCCGGAUUUUCGCUCCGCAGAUGGUCUGUUCAAGUCUUUACAGAAGAAGCACAACUUGAAAGCUUCUGGUAAAUUACUAUUCGAUGCUGCGGUCUACCAGGAUGACGCCUUGACGGCGCCCUUCCACGAAUUAGUCCGGUCGCUUAAUAUUGAGUCCGAAAAGACCACACCAACCAAAUUUCACCAAAUGCUCGCCCGGCUGGGCAAAGAGAACCGUCUAAAGCGCCUGUAUACCCAAAAUAUCGACGGAAUCGAGACAUCCAUGGCGCCACUCCAAACAGAAAUUCCCCUCAACAUCAAAGGCCGAUGGCCAGUUACUAUCCAGCUGCACGGCAGCAUCCAGAAAAUGGUGUGCCAGAAAUGCCGUUUCACGUCCGAUCUUGACCCGAACAUGUUCCUGGAAACCGACCCACCAGAGUGCGGAGAAUGCGCCGAGAACGACAGAGCCCGCCGGAUUGCUGAGCAACGUAGCCAUGGUGUAGGACGCCUGCGGCCACGAAUUGUUCUUUACAAUGAACACAAUCCCGAUGAGGAGGCAAUUACAUCCGUCAUGAACUCAGAUGUCAAGUCUCGCCCUCGUGUCCUGGUUGUCGCCGGUACUAGUCUAAAGAUUCCUGGAGUUCGACGCCUCGUGAAGAGCCUCUGUGCUGUCAUCCGGACUCGAAAGGAUGGAGUAACCAUGUUUGUCAACAACGAACCUCCAGCCGGCAAGGAGUUCGAGAAUUGUUUCGAUCUGAUUGUACAAGGGUCCACGGAUCAGGUUGCGGACCUUGUGGGCUUGAAGAAUUGGGAAGACUCGACCCCUUAUGAAUCCUUGUUGCCAGAGCCCGUCUUCGGAAUUAAGGAGAGUCCCGACUCGGAAUCAUCCGAAGCAGAGUCUACCAACGUUGCAGUUGUCAUCAGUACCCCCAGGAAGCGACCACUCAUCGAGACCGGCCUGCUCACACCUUCAGCCAGCAAUGACGAGAGGGCAGAGCUACCGGUCAAGAAGGCCCCCAAAACCAAGAACGCGGGAACCAAAGGCCCCUCGAUCUCCGAGAUUCUUGCAGCUUCCAAGACACAGCCCGCCCCGGCCAAGAAUACCCGCAAGAAGGCCCCUGCUACUGGAGCUAAGAAGCCCCGUGGCAAAACUGCACCGAUAAAGACAAAGCCAAUCAGCAGUUUCGGUACUGUUGCCAAACCUACUACAGGUGCUGCGUCCAUGGAGAAGCAGGCUAUCAAGAAAGCGGAGGCAUUGUCUACCAACAUGUUCCCCAACCUCCCACGCAAAUCCGAGUCUGCAAAGGGUGUCACUUUGUUGAAUUCUCCCCCAGUCACCCGGGCGUGUCGCAGCUAA
Messenger RNA from Penicillium pulvis, 1647 nucleotides. Its product is annotated as putative SIR2 family histone deacetylase (Hst4). Gene Ontology annotation, molecular function: NAD+ binding; histone deacetylase activity, NAD-dependent. The record is from RefSeq and is a predicted model, not a curated record. Gene Ontology annotation, biological process: negative regulation of transcription by RNA polymerase II; replication-born double-strand break repair via sister chromatid exchange; regulation of DNA repair. The transcript has 2 exons. Lineage: Eukaryota; Fungi; Ascomycota; Eurotiomycetes; Eurotiales; Aspergillaceae. Bases 1 to 1647 code for a protein of 548 amino acids. Gene Ontology annotation, cellular component: mating-type region heterochromatin.